AUGGUGCGGUGGCUGUACCUGUCCGGGCUGGUGCUCGCCGUGCUCAUCCCGGCCGGAGGGCAGGCGGCUCCCAAGGACCUGGAGGAGCUGUCCAGAUGGAAGCUGUCGGGACCCCAGAACUCCCAGAGCUUCCUGUCCCACAUCAAGCGACACUCGGAGGGGACCUUCACGAGCGACUUCACGCGGUACCUGGACAGGAUGAAGGCCAAGGACUUCGUGCAUUGGCUCAUCAACACAAAGAGGUGA
This is a messenger RNA of Camarhynchus parvulus, 246 nucleotides long. Its product is annotated as glucagon-like. The record is from RefSeq and is a predicted model, not a curated record. Bases 1 to 246 code for a protein of 81 amino acids. Gene Ontology annotation, biological process: positive regulation of insulin secretion involved in cellular response to glucose stimulus; adenylate cyclase-modulating G protein-coupled receptor signaling pathway; negative regulation of apoptotic process. Gene Ontology annotation, cellular component: extracellular region. Gene Ontology annotation, molecular function: hormone activity; glucagon receptor binding. Lineage: Eukaryota; Metazoa; Chordata; Aves; Passeriformes; Thraupidae. The transcript is spliced from 2 exons.